UCAAUAUCCUGGCAGAGUAGAGGGGCUGGACUCUUUGGCAGGUAUGGACCUGUCGGCCAAUCAGGACGAGGAGACCGACCAGGAGACCUUCCAGCUGGAGAUCGACCGCGACACCAAAAAGUGUGCCUUCCGCACCCACACGGGCAAGUACUGGACGCUGACGGCCACCGGGGGCGUGCAGUCCACCGCGUCCACCAAGAAUGCCAGCUGCUACUUUGACAUUGAGUGGCGUGAUCGGCGCAUCACACUGCGGGCGUCCAAUGGCAAGUUCGUGACCGCCAAGAAGAACGGGCAGUUGGCGGCCUCGGUGGAGACAGCAGGAGACUCGGAGCUCUUCCUCAUGAAGCUGAUCAACCGCCCGAUCAUCGUGUUCCGCGGGGAGCACGGCUUCAUCGGCUGCCGCAAGGUCACGGGCACCCUGGAUGCCAACCGCUCCAGCUACGACGUCUUCCAGCUGGAGUUCAACGACGGCGCCUACAACAUCAAAGACUCCACAGGCAAGUACUGGACGGUGGGCAGUGACUCCGCAGUCACCAGCAGCAGCGACACGCCCGUGGACUUCUUCUUCGAGUUCUGCGACUACAACAAGGUGGCCAUCAAGGUGGGCGGGCACUAUCUGAAGGGUGACCACGCAGGCGUCCUGAAGGCCUCGGCCGAGGCCAUCGACCCUGCCUCGCUCUGGGAGUACUAAGCCCCUCCCCGCCUGCCCGGGCUCUCCAGACCCUCCGCUCACUCCCUCCCUGGGGGCUCCGGCGGGAGGCGGGCCCCUUGCCUUUCAAACUGGAAACCCCAGAGAAAACAGCGCCCCACCUGUUGCCCCUGCGGACGCCCUCCCCCGCCCAGGACCCAUUGCCCCAGGCCCGCAGGGGACCUGCUCCCCGGGGGGGUCUCCCACCCCGCUGCCCUCUUCUCUGCCAGGGGGCGAGGCUGGCAC
Carlito syrichta (Philippine tarsier) is the source of this 934-nucleotide messenger RNA. It is a transcript of the gene FSCN1, whose product is annotated as fascin actin-bundling protein 1. The transcript is spliced from 5 exons. The record is from RefSeq and is a predicted model, not a curated record. Gene Ontology annotation, molecular function: actin filament binding; protein-macromolecule adaptor activity. The coding region runs from base 44 to 691 and encodes 215 amino acids. Lineage: Eukaryota; Metazoa; Chordata; Mammalia; Primates; Tarsiidae. Gene Ontology annotation, cellular component: growth cone; lamellipodium; cell projection membrane. Gene Ontology annotation, biological process: actin filament bundle assembly; cell migration; establishment or maintenance of cell polarity.